Messenger RNA from Penicillium argentinense, 3180 nucleotides. Its product is annotated as WD40 repeat domain-containing protein. Gene Ontology annotation, biological process: regulation of mitotic cell cycle; mitotic spindle organization. Gene Ontology annotation, cellular component: mitotic spindle. Gene Ontology annotation, molecular function: protein binding. NCBI's taxonomy places the organism in Eukaryota, Fungi, Ascomycota, Eurotiomycetes, Eurotiales, Aspergillaceae. The transcript has 4 exons. The coding region runs from base 1 to 3180 and encodes 1059 amino acids. The record is from RefSeq and is a predicted model, not a curated record.
AUGGCUACUACCGCGCCGCUUAGCGCUAAAAGCAAGCUCGCCGGCGCCUCCCUGAAGAUCACCCCCUCCAACUCCCCCGUUCUGCGCCCAGGCACAUCGAGUCGAUCGCCGAGCAAGUCCUCACACCAGUCCUCGCUUUCGUUGCAGACGGUCAUCGGUACGACUACAACCACCCCCAAUGGCUUCUCCAGCCACGACCAGAGCAAAAGCUUCGCCUUGUGCGCCGGGUCCGCGGCCGUCCUCGCUGAGCUGGACGACGAGGCCAAUCUGAGCCAGCGCUUCUUCCGCGCUCGCCCUUCAGCGACGAGCGUGAACCCGACGACUUCCUUCUACAACCAAGCCACCCCACCCGCUACCCCCGACCACAAAUCUCGAUCCUUGUCCCAUAUCCGAUCCAAUCCGCACCUCAAUGUUCCCAAUGGGUCGCCGUCUAGCGAGGUGGGCGACAGUGGCAGCCCGCGCGCAUGGUCCUCCAGGGAAAGGAUCAAGGCUGUUACCAGUGUCUCGAUCAGCCCCAAUGGGAGAUUUUUGGCGGUAGGAGAGACCGGCUACAAUCCUCGAGUCCUGAUCUUUUCAACCGCACGAGACGCAUUACCCGACGUCCCUCUUUCUAUCCUUACCGACCACACAUUUGGCGUACGAAGCCUCGCCUUCAGCCCUGAUUCACAGUAUUUGGCAACCCUGGGUAAUGUGAAUGAUGGCUUUCUGUUCAUCUGGGCAAUCAACCUCAAGAAUGGAUCAGCCAAAAUCCACUCCGCCAACAAAUGCACGGCCUUCAUUCGGGACAUGUGCUGGGUCGGCCAGUCCUUGGUUACGGCUGGAGUGCGUCAUGUCAAGGUAUGGAAACUUCCAUCAAUCCGACCAGUCUCGCCUACAAAAUCCCGUUUGAAUGUGGAUGGCACUGCCCCAUCUCCAAACCCGGCACCAAAGGCUCUUUCUGGCCGGAAUUGCUUGCUGGGUCAACUGAGCGACAACACUUUCAGCUGCGCAAGUAGUAUCUCCGACCAAGAGGGCGUUGUUGGCUCAGAGUCCGGUGCCGUGUGCUAUCUCGAUGACCGGGAAGGGUCUCAGAAACUGCAGCUGGUCACACAGGUUGGGUUCGCCAUCACGUCUUUGACGGUGGACUUCGAUCGAGAAUUAAUCUGGUUGGGGGGCCACGGCAGGAAAAUGCGACGAAUCUCAUUUGAGACACUGCGUUCCUCAGCCGCAUCAACUCCGAUGUCACCAGCACGUUUGGACAAGAUCGUGGUAGACAAGAAGAAUAGGAUCCCCGCAAUCACCUGUAUGGGCUCUCUUUCCUCACACUUAGUCACAGUGGAGGCAAGUCGCGAGAUACAUAUCUACCCUAUUGAGGGUUUGCGCGAGGAUGGUGAGCAGGAGCAUGGGGACACAUCGAUGCCCGCCCACCGAGACCCGGUUUUGGGUAUUCGUCGUCUGAACGCAUCCGACUUCUCGGCAAACUUCUUUACGUGGUCCCGCAAUGGCUCCGUGAUCUUCUGGGAUUCACAGGGUAAAUGCCUGGAUUCCAAAACAGUAGUCCUGGAGCAGAAUUCCGAGGCCGAAGAUGUGGCAAAUGACCUGAAGGUACUCAGAGCUUCGGAGAAUGCAGAAUGGUUCGUUUCUGGGGACAAAUAUGGAGUCCUAAGACUUUACACCCGCGAGCCAUGGACAAACGUCAACGAUGUCCGCGCCCAUGGAGCCGAAAUCACCGACGUUGCUAUUCAUUCGACUGAAGACUACUGUUUGAUCGCAAGCGCUGGACGAGAUCGCAUGGUGCAGCUCUUCCAAAAAGCCGAAUCUAACCUGGGUUUAAUUCAGACCAUGGACGAACAUGUUGGCGCUGUGGGCCAACUAAUGUUCAUGAACGAUGGUGAGAAACUGCUCUCAUGCUCUGCAGACCGCACCAUUCUCGUACGGGACCGUGCCACGCGGGAGGAAGAUGGCGCAAUUUCGGUUGCCUACCUGAUAACCAGGGUCAUCACUCUCAAAGCUUCCCCUGUCUCUAUGACCUUCUGCCCGGAUGACUCCAAUAUGCUCUACGUCUCGACCAUGGACCGUUGCAUUUCAAAGUUCGAUAUUCCAUCUGGAAGGCAGCUCCAUUGUUUCAAAGCAUCGGACUCAGAAACUAAUGAUGCCGUGAUUAUGAGCGCCUUGACUGUGACUUCUGGAAAUCCUGGUCAAAGUCCGAAGCUACUACUUGGUGUUUCUAGCACCGACAAGUCUAUUCGGGUGUAUGAUUUGGAACGAGACCAGUUGCUCACUGGAGAGUUCGGUCACACCGAGGGCGUGAGCGACGCAAUGCUCCUAGAAGGAAAAGAGAGUGACGAUGGCGCCGACAGAUCGGCUGUUAAGCGAAACCUGGUCUCGGCUGGUAUCGAUGGGAUCUUGAUGAUUUGGAAUCUAUCUGUUCAGCCACAGUCUUCCCCCGAAAUGCUACAGAAUGGUCGGGACGAAGACGGCCCUAUGAAGGAGGCGACAGCUGCCAAACCUCCUCUUCGGAAAGUCCUUUCCCGGAGUGAACUAGCUGGCUUCCAGCGACCUGAUAAUCCAAGCCCUCUGGGAACUCCCACGCCUGUGCGCGAUCUUUCUCCGACCUUGACUCGAAAGAUGUCAAAACUUUCUCUCACGCCCUCCAACCUCAAAAAUCAUUCAUUGGCCGAUACUCCAUCUCCUCCUAAUCGCCGUUCACCCACCGAGUCAAGUCGCCGAUCUCCAUCUCCAGUCAGCCCUAAAUCCAAACCUCCAGUCUCCAAAAAGACUUAUAGCACGCGGGGCACCAGCCGGCGCAUCUCUUCGGACUUCCGAUCUCGCGCCAAGGCAUCUCACCGGACCGAGUUUGGCAGCCUAGAGAUGUCGACCGAGCAAGUAUGUCGGACACUACGAGCAUACCGCAAGAAGCUCAACGGCUCUAGCCAACCCGUCCUGGCUCAGAAGGAGCUCGAACGAGAACUGAACCUGACUCUUCGCGCCGUGAACUCACGUGCCAUGAACAGCGAUGAAAGCGCAGAGACGGAGACAGACAGUAGCGGCAAGGAUCUGGACCGGAAGCCUAGCUAUUCCUCCGUCUCCUCCCGAUCUCCUCACUACCCUCGUCAUGCGCCGUCAACUCCGCUUCUGCGCCAGAAGAACCCACGAGAGGUUUCGAGGAGUCGGUCAUUCGAUGCCAACGCAGACGAAUGA